AUGGAGAGCCUGGCGCAGCCCCCGCCGCCUCCGGGCUCACUGAAGACGGGCGACGGGGGCGCUGCCAGCCCACUCCUCCUGGAAGAGGCGGUGGAAGGCGAGGGCGGCUGCAGGGACGGGCCGGCCGCGGCUGAGGAGGGCGGCGGACGGCAUAGCCCUUCUCAGCCGGACGCUUCUGCCCCAGCCCCUCAGACGGCGUCUCCCUUACGGGCCACGGAAGGUAGUUUGCUAGCUGCGGAUGGCGAGGGGUUGCUGGCGCCGGAGAGCCCCGGAGCAGCGCCUACCUCGGAAAGCGGUUCCGUGGGGGCUGGCUCUGGGAGCAGCGGGGCUCCCAGCCUGCCAGGGGAGGAGUCCCGGAGCCUGGACUCCCUGGAGUCCUUCUCCAACCUGCACUCAUGCUGUCCGAGCAGCUCCGAACUCAACAGCGACGUUGAGGAGGCAGUAGCGGCGGGGGGUUCCUCCGGGGGCCCGGCCCCCGAGCCUGAAGGGGAUAGGCCUGCGGCGGGCUCCCAGCUCCUCUCCGCCUCCAAGGAGCGCUUCCCGGGCCAGUCGGUGUAUCACAUCAAGUGGGUCCGCUGGAAAGAGGAGAACACGCCUGUCAUCACCCAGAACGAGAACGGACCUUGUCCGUUGCUGGCCAUCAUGAACGUACUGCUCCUGGCUUGGAAGAUUAAGCUGCCACCAAUGAUGGAAAUCAUAACAGCUGAACAGCUGAUGGAAUACUUAGGAGACUAUAUUCUUGAUGCAAAGCCUAAAGAGAUAUCUGAAAUUCAGCGUCUGAAUUAUGAGCAGAAUAUGAGUGAUGCAAUGGCGAUUCUGCAUAAGUUACAGACGGGUCUGGAUGUCAAUGUGAAGUUUACAGGUGUGCGAGUGUUUGAAUACACACCUGAAUGCAUAGUGUUUGAUCUUCUUGAUAUCCCCUUAUACCAUGGAUGGCUAGUGGACCCUCAGGUUGCUGACAUAGUAAAAGCAGUUGGUAACUGCAGUUACAAUCAGCUAGUGGAGAAGAUCAUCUCUUGUAAACAAUCAGACAACAGUGAACUGGUCAGUGAAGGAUUUGUAGCUGAGCAAUUUCUAAAUAACACAGCUACACAGUUGACAUACCAUGGACUGUGUGAGUUGACUUCAGCUGUCCAGGAGGGAGAGCUUUGCGUCUUCUUCAGGAACAACCAUUUUAGCACCAUGACCAAAUACAAGGGUCAGCUUUACCUGUUGGUGACAGACCAGGGCUUCCUUACAGAAGAGAAGGUUGUCUGGGAAAGUUUACACAAUGUGGAUGGUGAUGGAAAUUUCUGUGACUCUGAAUUCCACCUACGGCCUCCAUCAGACCCGGAAACUGUUUACAGAGGGCAGCAGGAUCAGAUAGAUCAAGAUUAUCUGAUGGCAUUGUCUCUACAACAAGAGCAGCAAAAUCAAGAGAUUAACUGGGAACAAAUCCCCGAAGGAAUCAGUGAUCUAGAGCUAGCAAAAAAGCUCCAGGAAGAGGAGGACAGGAGAGCUUCUCAGUACUAUCAGGAACAAGAGCAAGCAGCUGCUCAGGUCCAGCAGGUGCAAGCUGCUGCUUCUCCAGCAAGCGGAAGACAAUCUGGGAGUAAUGAACGCAAACGUAAAGAGCCAAGAGAGAAAGAGAAAGAGAAGAACAGCUGUGUUCUCUUGUAAGAGAAACUGGAUUUAGUCUGGAGCCAAGUGCAUGUCCUCAGAAGCUAAAACAAGGAAUGAAAAGGAAGACAAACCUGUUACAUGCCGCCUGUGCCUGAUUACCCCAUGGAUUUUGUUCAUGUUUCAAGAGAGGAUGGGUGACUUUGUUACAAUCACACAGACUUUCUUCAGAGUCAGUGUGUGCUGCUCAAGAAGGAAUUCCAAAUCACAGUUGGAUGUGGCUGUGCUUUGAGCUAGUCAUAAGAAAUACUGCACCUUGUAGCUGAACACACAAAUCAUGGCAAGUUUUGUGUCAUAGUGACAUCCAUUACUCAUUACAUCAGUUAGUAAGCUAUUUUAUCUUCUACUCUAAGCAAAGGAGGUAAUUCUUUCUGUGUAAGACUUUUUCUUGAAGUCUGUACACUAGCACAAGAGUUCUGUGUUACUUACAAGGUAUGAAACUGUAUCUGAGAUUGGGUAUAAUCUUCACAAGAGAAGAGCCCAAAUAACAGCUGGGCACUGCCUCCUCAGUAUGUCCAGAUUUCUUUGCUUCUGGAUCUGGUAUGUUCGUUUUUUUUGAACCCGGAUUUAUACUGUUACUGCUAUCAUUGCACCUCCCAGCCAGCUUUCUUGCCCCAAGAAUAAGUGACUUCAUAGGCAUUAUACUAAAAAUUGUUAUAGAAAAUUGGACGCUUAUUAAUAAGCAAGAUGAAUAUUGUUUGCUUUUCUUGAAAUUACAAAGUGGGUAUAGCAACUCAGAUGUUAUCAGGGUUAAACAAGUAAUUUUAUAGGCAACUACUUUUUCUUUCAGUAUUUUUUUCUCUUGUAGGUGAACUGGACCAGAUAAGUUCUUAUUUAUUGACCUCUCCAUAUGAUAGGUGAAUGAUAAGAGGAAAGUAAGGUCUAUAAUAAUCGUAAUUCUAUGUAAGAAUGCAGAGUUACUAACUAUCUGCCUUUUUUCCAGAAGUACCUUGAACUUUAACAUGACGUUAACAUGUCCACUUGUGUAUGUAAGCAAGUGUACUGUAGUUAGAAACACUUCUGUUCAUUUUAUAAAUCACGUAUCCUUAAAAAGCACACUUCUGAAGGGUAAGAGAGAAGCAAGGCUGCUCUCUGAGAUUGUUUGGAAAGGUGGUCAGGUGUAAUAGUUCUGUUUAAAUCACUAAUUUAGAAUUUUUGGAAACCAGAUUUUUCUAAUUUAUGGGAACCAAAUAAAGAUAUUGUGUCUUGUAGUAUUUAUAGACAAUGCAGAAACAGAAUACUUGCUGAAUUUUGAGGGAACCACAAAUCUUAUCCAUUUCCAUUCAGUCAAUAACAAUUACCUUCUUGCUGAACCUUUUUGAUAAAAAUCUUUAUUUAGCAAUUUGUAGAUAUUUUUAAAAGGCUACUUCUCCUGGACAAGUUAUGAGUUCAUGCUCUAAGCCUGGGUAAGUGCAUUAAUGUACAAUAAACUGGGAAAGCCAAGGCAGCCAGAUGGAAUAUGACAUUCCUGGUUUCAGGUGUUUGGAGAAUGUAAGAGAGUGGGUGUCAAAACUUAAGUUCACUGGUAAAAUGCUGCUUUAUUUCAGGCAGCCUUGCUGCAGAGAUGGGAACCAGUCAUCACAUAAAUCUGUUAUGAACCUAGAAUGGAAACUAGAUGGAUAAAGGAAGAAUGUCUUAUUAACUGAAGGGCCACUUCUUUCUUCCAUGCCUUUUUCUUUUGCUUGUGGGGUUCUUUUGUGGGUCUUGGUUUUGUUGUUCUUUUUUUCACGUUUGUUACAAUUUCCCUUUUAUAAUAAUGUAGUGAACAGCAGGAGGUCUGUGAUACACAAAUUGUAAAUUUUUUAAGUUCUCUGUUCUCCAGAAAAGUCAUGUCCAGAAAGGUAAUUUUAAUACUCAAUGUAUUAGAUGAUUUUCUAUGUCAAAGCAAAGGUCAAUGUCUUCUUUCCUUUGCAGCAUCCUAACUUCUUCAAACAGAUUGCUGUGAUGGAGGAUCACCAACAUAAUGACUUACCUACUUUAAGCAAAUAAGAAAAUAUUUAAAUAGUGUCAAUAACAAAGACUUAAAACCAGAAUGUUGUUUAAAAACAUUCUCUUACUAAGAUUUUUUUU
Molecule: messenger RNA, 3729 nt
Organism: Indicator indicator
Lineage: Eukaryota; Metazoa; Chordata; Aves; Piciformes; Indicatoridae
Gene: MINDY2
Product: MINDY lysine 48 deubiquitinase 2
Exons: 9
Coding region: 1-1659 (552 amino acids)
Biological process (GO): protein K48-linked deubiquitination
Cellular component (GO): cytosol; cell periphery
Molecular function (GO): cysteine-type deubiquitinase activity; K48-linked deubiquitinase activity; cysteine-type carboxypeptidase activity
Source: RefSeq, a predicted model, not a curated record